UCCGCAACAGCCGCGCCCUGGACCCCUGACGACCAUGGCAAGUGCCAGCUGUGUGCGAACAAGUUUACCAUGGUUCGCCGCCGUCACCAUUGCCGGCGAUGCGGCAAGCUCGUGUGUUCAAGCUGUGCGCCCAAAAAUAAUACCAAGCCCAUCCCAGAACUCUCCAUGCUGGAGCCUGUUCGUCACUGCAAGGUACGUUCAAAGCAAGCAGGGUAA
Messenger RNA from Monosiga brevicollis MX1, 216 nucleotides. RefSeq lists its product as uncharacterized. Lineage: Eukaryota; Choanoflagellata; Craspedida; Salpingoecidae. The transcript has a single exon. The record is from RefSeq and is a predicted model, not a curated record. The annotation marks the transcript as partial. Gene Ontology annotation, molecular function: metal ion binding.